Molecule: messenger RNA, 3863 nt
Organism: Malaya genurostris
Lineage: Eukaryota; Metazoa; Arthropoda; Insecta; Diptera; Culicidae
Gene: Csgalnact
Product: chondroitin sulfate N-acetylgalactosaminyltransferase 1
Exons: 7
Coding region: 1745-3652 (635 amino acids)
Cellular component (GO): Golgi cisterna membrane
Molecular function (GO): glucuronosyl-N-acetylgalactosaminyl-proteoglycan 4-beta-N-acetylgalactosaminyltransferase activity
Source: RefSeq, a predicted model, not a curated record
UUUUCAUCGGUUUCGGUUCGGAUCGUUGGUCCGGUAUUUCCCCGUCCGGUUGCGGAGCAAAAUAGGCAUACUGAAAAAGUGCCACCCUCCUCCUCCUCCUCCUCCCACUUUUGGGGCCCGAAGUGUGCCGGCACCUGGUAGUCCCCCGUUGUUGCCGGAAAGAAUGAUGGAUCUCUAAACGGUGGAAUGGGGAAAAGUUUUCGUCAGCAUCCCGCACCACCUCCACCCCGGUCCCGGAAGCUGGAGCACCGUCGUGAAUGUCACCGUGGAUUCGCGGCAGGGGGAGGCAGCACGGUGACGGUAGAAUGUGUUUAAAGCUUCAGUGAGUGUAAAAGUAGGUCUAUGCGGCAGCAGUAUCUUUCGCGUACUUUUUUUUCUCUCUUCCCGCGGCAGAAACAAUCAAUUUUCGGGAAACUUGACAAUCUGCUGUUGGAAGGCACUACGCUGGCUUGGCUUUUCCAGUGUGGGCACGGAAGCUUCAUCUGCGUUUGCUUAGCCUAAGCUGGAUGGCGGGUAGUUUUGGAAGUGUUUUUCGUGUCGGAAAUGUGUAUUGGGAUUUUUUUACUUGCUCUCUAGAGGAUACCAAACCGAAUUGACUAACAAGGAAAAAGUGAAAUCAGCCACCGGAAAGCAAGCCUAUUGACCGGAAAAUAUUGAUUAUAAUAAAGAGAUUCCCGGUCUUCACGACUGUAGUGCGUUCGUUUCUUGAUUAAAACAAAGUGCAAAAGAGUGAAAUGGUGAACAGUGCUGUGUUGAUUUGGUUUUAGUUGGAUUGACAUAUGUUUGAUAGUGGUAUAAACACUGAAAGUGAAAUUGGAAUUGUUCUUUAAAAAAUAAACAGUGAUAACAUAUUUUUCGCUGAAACAACUUUUAGGUGAUUAUGUGAUGUUCAUUAUUGACGGCCAACGUCAGAUGCUGGAGUCCGGAUAUAUGGAGGUCGUUAAAGUGCGCAAUCAAAUUCGAAGCUCAUCCAUAAACCAGUGCAGUUCGGGGAGCAGCCCGGGCAAAAUCCAGCUGCCAAAGGUUAACUCGCGUAUAUUUAUGAUAGUACACCUCCAGCAAUCAACACAGCGGCGCCGGCCGAUGGUGAAUGAAGAGAAAUGAAGGUCGUAAUGAACCCAUAAAUAACCGAGGCUAAUAAGCAGCAGAGGGGUUCGGGUUUGGAGCGAAAGAAGAAAAUAAAAAUAGGAAAAGAUUGAAGAAGAAAGUUUUUGUUGGGCUUGGGACAACAUAUCCUACCGGGGAAACGACCGUGUUAGCAAGUUUGAAAUAACAGUUCUGAGACGAGUAAUUUGAUCUUUUUUGAAAUGGAUGCAGGACACGAAGGAAAAAAAACUCUAAGCGUUAGUUCAUGAAUAGCUACUAGCUGGACGGAUCGGUACGCCGUACUUUCCGUGGAACGAUAGAUUCUAGUCGGCUUGAGCACUUGUGAGCACCCGCGGGAGGGGAGAAACAAAAGAGCUGAUUGAUUGUCGCAAAAUACCUCUCCUCUGGUAUCGUCCAUUCGCCCGUAAUUUGCACCAGACAAAUACCGUCCGAUCGAAACACGGAUAACAGCAAAUUCCGCUCAGUGUUCGAGUGUAAUGCAUCCGUUCUGGUGCAAUCGCCGUCAUCAUCUAUUCAAGAAGGAGUGGAACUGAGAGGCAGACAGUUUACUUACUCGUGUUAGAUGAGACACUGAUCAUCCGACCGAUGUCCACGCCAACCGUUAGUCGAUGAACCUAGAUUUGGCAGUUUGGACAGCAUGGUUCGCAUGGCAGGAUCUAAGUUGUUGGCAAGACUGUUGUUGCUGAUCUCUUCUGUGACGCUCAUAUCGCUGCUAGCACUAACCCGUUGCGGUCUUGGUGGUUUGAUUGCUACAGAGAAUGGCUACAUCGGUGGUGUCAACGUUGCACCCGGAAGUGCACCGGCAGUCGCAGCCGAAGAUGAAGAACUUGGCGGUAGUUCUGGCAACAGGGAAUCGGCCGCAGCGUUGUCGAGUCGAAACGAGCACGAUGAACAGCAAACGGGGUAUUUACAGAUGCUGCAGCAACGUGAAGAGGAAAACCUCAAGGAGGUUGCGAAACUUACGGCGGAGAUCAAGGCACUUAAGUUGCAGAUUUUACAGCUCAAAAACGGAGUGCAAGCCGCCGCAGCAUCAGCAUCGCAGGCUCAACAGGUUCCAUCGGGAGAGUUGAUAAAUACCAGCAAUGCGGUACUGAACUCUCCCCAAACACCAACCCUCCAUGAUUGUUCGGCCUUCAUUCGACGGCAAGUCGGAUCGGCCGAGGUCCUACAUGGUCUUCCGUUGAACAACGAAUACGAACUGAUUCCGUUCAAUCAUUUUACGUUCAGUCGAGUCUACCCCAUUGAAUUGGGUCUCGGGAAGCGAGUGGUCGAGAAACCCAUCGGCUAUAAGCGCCGGGAUAUUUUGGGUGCGUUGAACAAAGCGAUCGAAACGCUGAAUCGUAACAUUAGCACCUCUAUGCUGAAGUACACACUCGAUGACUUCACGGAGGGAAUAUACCGGAAUGAACCUACGACCGGGACUCAGUACGAGCUGUACUUCCGGACAAAGGACGGAAGUAGGAUGUCUUCCACGAGUGGACAACAUCACGAUCACGGCAACCACGGUACAACCAAGUUGAUCGUGAUGCGACCAUUUGCUCCGCUGCAGACCAUCCAAAUGGAGGCCUUUCCCAAGCAGCAGGAAAAGGAACUAAUCCAUAUCAUACUGCCGUUAUCGGGACGGACUUCCACCUUCCAGAGCUUCAUGGAUAAGUACGUGAAGAUUGCCCUGAAGCACGAUAAGCGAGUUCAUCUGACGGUGGUGUACUUCGGUGAGGAGGGUCUUUCGGAGGCUCGAUCUAUCAUGAGUCGUGUGAUCGGUAUGAAAAAUUCUGGUGGAAAUUCGUCCAACCUAAAACUGCUGGCCCUGAACGAAACGUUUUCCCGAGCAAAAGCCCUUCGAGUCGGUGCCGAGAAAGUAUGGAGCAGCAAUGUAAAUAAAGAGAAGGAUGUGCUCCUUUUCAUGUGUGAUGUAGAUAUAGUUUUUAGCGCAAAAUUCUUAGAUAGAUGUCGCUGGAACACCAAACCAAACAAGAAGGUUUAUUACCCGGUGGUGUUCAGCCUGUACAACCCGCACGUGGUUUACACACUGCAGGGCAAAGAUGUUCCUCCGGAGACGGAUCAGUUGCUGAUCUCGAAGGAUUCCGGUUUCUGGCGAGACUUCGGCUAUGGCAUGACGUGCCAGUACCGGUCCGAUUUUCUCAAGGUGCGUGGUUUCGACGAGGAGAUCAUCGGAUGGGGCGGCGAGGACGUGAUGCUGUACCGGAAGUACGUUCGAUCGCACGUCAAAGUGAUUCGGGCGACCGAUCCGGGUAUUUUCCACAUCUGGCACCCGAAGGUUUGUACGGGAGUGGCUGCCGGCCAGAAGCUCUCGGUCGAUCAGUAUCGAGCGUGCAUUCGGUCCCGGGCGCUGAAUGAGGCCUCGCAUGCCCAGCUAGGGUUUUUGGCCUUCCGGGAUGAUAUUGUAGCAAAUGAGGGUAAGAUGCUCGGGAUCAUGAAACAUAACAAUUCUACUAGGACUGGAUUUAAGACUUCCAAGAGCGGUAACGGUGUUGAAGAUGGGAAAAAAGUUACUACGAUAGAUUCUAGCAAAAAGAAUACAUGAUCUUUUAUGAUUCACCAUCAGGAAAGUAUUUGGAGGAUAGAGUUUUAGGUUAGGGGAAUUUUGUAGCGAGAAAGAAUCGGAGAUGGUAAUCCUGGUGAUUGAGCCAACAUUCAAUAAAAUUUAAGUAGACCAUGAGGUUACUUCAGAAGUACAGCCAUGCUGACGUUAAAAUGUUAGGUUUUGUAAAAUAAUAAACUAUUUGUAAAUACUA